AUGAAGCUGUACCAAGUUACCGCCGUCCUGGCCUUCAUCGCCACUGGUGUCAUUGCGACUCCUUCCGGCUACGACAAGGACAACAAGUCCCCUGAGAAGCACGGUGAUGGCAACUAUCCCGGCAAGAAGGGAGAUGACGAAUAUGGUCCUGGAGGCAAAGGAUACGACGGCAAGGGCCGUGAGGAUAAGGGCAAGAAGUACGAAUGGGACAUUGAACGCUGUGACUGGUGCCCCUACAACCCCAAGAGCUGGUAUGGAUACGAACCCAAAGGCCGUGGUUACAAGCGCCCCUGCCCCGAAGACAAGAAGAAGUGCCAGAAGUACGCCUAUGACUACUCAAAGGCCACCUACUCGGGAGUCUUCAGCGAGUUCCAGAAGUGCUCCAAGGGUGACAACUACAAGGUCACCGGCAAGAUUGGCGCUUGCAGCGGAUACGGCAAGGUCCAGUGCCUGAUUGUUCAGUACGAGGACUGGGAGAAGUGGUCUGACAAGAUCGCCUACCUCGGACUCUACUCUUACAAGGAGGGCCCCAAGGACAAGAAGUACCUCAACUUCAACAAGUACUGCAAGAAGAACAAGUGUGUUGUUCCUAUCGAGAAGGUCCCUGGCUACCCCAAGUUCAAGGACAAUGUCUGGGUUGGAAUCGACGAUGACCAGUGCCGUGAGGACUACAAGAAGGGCGACAAGGAGAACGACUACGAGUACAAGAAGGGCGGCAAGGGUGAUGACUACGAUGAUGGCGAGGUCGAGGAGUACAAGAAGGGUGGAAAGGGCUCCUCUGGUGGCCGAUACGAAGAGGUCAAGUAUCUCGAGCUCGACAUUGAGACCAAGUACUCCAAGAAGUGCGCCGAGUUCUGCUGCUGCGCUUAG
Messenger RNA from Fusarium pseudograminearum CS3096, 870 nucleotides. RefSeq lists its product as uncharacterized. The transcript has a single exon. Bases 1 to 870 code for a protein of 289 amino acids. NCBI's taxonomy places the organism in Eukaryota, Fungi, Ascomycota, Sordariomycetes, Hypocreales, Nectriaceae. The record is from RefSeq and is a predicted model, not a curated record.